Rotaria socialis is the source of this 2706-nucleotide messenger RNA. The record is from the annotation of a GenBank genome assembly. Lineage: Eukaryota; Metazoa; Rotifera; Eurotatoria; Philodinida; Philodinidae.
AUGGGAGCUGGAUUCUUCACAACAGAUAACUUUACUUUAUUCUACUCCGGAGGAAACAAGCAUGAAAGAGGAGUAGGUAUACUUCUCGAUAAAGAAACCUCCAAGAGCGUAAAAGGCUUUUGGGCUGUUUCGGACAGAGUUAUUCUUAUAAAGCUCCACGACAAACCUUUCAACAUCUCAAUCAUUCAAGGUUAUGCACCGACAGCUGACUAUGACGAAGAUGCAGUUACGAAUUUCUAUGGAAAUAUAGACAAAGCCUACAAACAAUGCAAAUCAGAUGAUAUUAUCUACGUAAUGGGUGACUUCAACGCAAAAGUAGGAGAUAAGAGAAUUGGCAAUACAGUAGGACCUUUUGGCCUAGGAAAUAAAAAUGAUAGAGGAGAUAAUCUAGUGACCUGGUGCCAAUCACAUAACCUCGUCAUUACAAACACAUGGUACAAAAAUCCCCCACGUAGACUAUGGACAUGGCGAAGCCCUGGAGACCGAACUAGAAAUCAAAUAGACUACAUUAUGGCCUCUCAUCGAUUCAGGAAUUCUAUCAUAUCCUCUAAAGCAUUUCCCGGAUCAGAUUGUGGUAGUGAUCAUGUUCCAGUCAUCUGUGAAAGUAGAGUAAAAUUAAAACGAUUAAAUCAGUCAAAGAAGAACUUCAAACUUCAAAUUCAUCUUCUCAAAGAAGAUACAGAUAUAAAACAAAAAUACCGUAUCAAAGUACAAAAUCGUUUCGAAGCUUUAGGCGAAACUACCAAAACUGAAGCACUAUGGGAACAGAUGAAAUCCUCGAUAUUGGCAUCUGCUGUAGAAGUACGUCCAAAAAUUCAAAUGAACAAGAAGAAGAAAUGGAUGACUGAUGACAUUUUACUUUUAAUGGAACAAAGACGACUCAAAAAGUCUAAUCCACUCGAAUACAAAUCGAUAGAUAAAGAAAUCAGAAUCAAAUGCUCAGAAGCAAAAGAGAAAUGGCUGAACGAGCAAUGUUUAGAUAUCGAAAACAAAUUGAGCGUGAACACCAAGUAUGCUCAUAGAAGAAUUGAUGAAAUCACAGGAAAAUCAAGAUGUACCAGUUCAGGCUGCAUCAAAUCAAAAAGUGGAACCAUCCUUAUGGAAAAACAUGACAUAUUAAACAGGUGGUCAGAAUACAUAGGAGAACUUUUUGACGAUAAUAGAGCUCCUAAACCCAACAUUAAGAAAAAUAUAGAAGGACCUUCAAUAAUGAAAGACGAAGUAAGACAAGCUAUAAAAUCAAUGAAAACAAACAAAGCAACAGGUUCUGAUGGAAUAUCCAUCGAAAUGAUUCAAUGUCUCGAUGAACGAGGUGUUGACAUUAUGACAAAACUAAUAAAUAAAAUAUAUGACACAGGCGAAUUACCGGAAGACCUAACAAAAUCAAUAUUCAUCGCUCUUCCAAAAAAGCCUGGAGCAACUGAAUGCGAACUUCAUCGCACAAUCAGUCUCAUGAGUCAUGUCACGAAAAUUCUACUCAAGAUCCUAAUGAUGCGCAUGAAAAGCAAGACCGGACCAGAAAUAGCUAAAGAACAAUAUGGAUUCAUGCCUGAUAAAAGCACCAGAAAUGCGAUCUUCUUUCUUCGAAUGAUAAUCGAAAGGUCUAUUGAAGUCAAACAUGACAUAUAUCUUUGUUUUCUUGACUACACAAAAGCAUUUGACAAAGUCAAACAUGACAAUCUAUUCCAGAUUCUAGAACAACUCGAUAUUGAUGGCAAAGAUCUACGACUAAUACGAAAUCUUUACUGGAAUCAAAAAGCUGCCAUGAAAGUAAACAAUGACACAAGUGAAUACACAAAUAUCAAGAGAGGUGUCAGACAAGGUUGUGUUUUAUCUCCAGAUCUCUUUAACAUCUACAGCGAAAUGAUACUCAGAAAUCUAGAAGAUAUAGAAGGAAUAAAAAUUGGAGGUUAUAACUGUAACAACCUAAGAUAUGCAGACGACACAGUAUUAAUAGCCAGCACCGAAGAAGACCUACAGAAAAUGGUUAAUAUAGUUUCAGAAGAAAGCAUAAAAAUGGGACUAUCACUAAAUGUCAAGAAAUCGGAAUGUAUGAGUAUUUCAAAAGAUAAAACUCCACGAUCAUGCAAUGUAAAUAUAAAUGGAGAGACAAUCAAACAAGUAGAUCGAUUUAACUAUUUAGGAUCGACCAUAACACCAGAUGGUCGAUGUGAUGAAGAGAUCAAAAAGAGAAUUGCUCUCGCUAAACAAGCAUUCCAAAAGAUGUGUCCAAUUCUAAAAAAUAGAUCCAUAUCGAUCAACACUAAAACUAGAGUUCUUAAAUGUUACGUGUGGUCGAUUCUGUUAUAUGGAUCUGAAUGUUGGACAAUCAACAAAGAAAUGGAAAAACGCUUAGAAGCUACUGAGAUGUGGUUCCUAAGAAGAAUGUUGAAUGUACCUUGGACAGCUAAAGAAAGCAACGAGUCAGUAUUAAAAAGAAUGAAAUGGAGAAGAUGUCUCCUGAAUACCAUCCGUUACAGGCAACUAAAAUUCCUUGGUCAUAUAAUCCGUAAAGGUUGUCUGGAACACCUGGUAUUGAGCGGGAAGAUCAACGGAAAGAAAGACAAAGGUCGACCAAGGAUCAAGUACCUCGAAAACAUAAGCCUUUGGAUUGAAAAACAAGGCUACGAAAAAGUAGACUUCCUUCACGCAGCUCAAGACCGGAAAAAUUGGCGUCUCAUGUUAGCCAACGUCUGCAACAGAUAA